Solanum dulcamara is the source of this 1882-nucleotide messenger RNA. Its product is annotated as DELLA protein GAI-like. Gene Ontology annotation, molecular function: sequence-specific DNA binding; DNA-binding transcription factor activity. The record is from RefSeq and is a predicted model, not a curated record. Gene Ontology annotation, cellular component: nucleus. The transcript is spliced from 2 exons. The coding region runs from base 154 to 1647 and encodes 497 amino acids. NCBI's taxonomy places the organism in Eukaryota, Viridiplantae, Streptophyta, Magnoliopsida, Solanales, Solanaceae. Gene Ontology annotation, biological process: negative regulation of gibberellic acid mediated signaling pathway; salicylic acid mediated signaling pathway; response to abscisic acid.
UUGAAAGGCGUGUAUUCGGUCUUUACACGUAUGAAAUGAAAGCGAAAUCUGUCCGAAAUGACCAAAAAGAAAAGAAUACAUAAAAAAUGUUUUAGGGAAGCAGGAAGGUAAUAACUCCAGCAAUUUAUCAACAGAAAAAGAAAAGAAAGAAAGAUGAGUUCAGGAGAGACGUCCAUGGAUACAGUUAUGGAAGAUGAAGAUUCCUUUGUUUCUGAUACAAAUGCAGUCGUCUACGCUGCUUCUGAUAUUUCAGGCUGGACCCACAGUUUGAUCUCAGAUAACAAUAUUACUAAUUCAUCGUCUUCUACUAGUGUAGACGACCGCCACCACCAGCAGCAGAUUUCUAAUGCUGCCAGUGGUGGCGGUGAUUCGAUGAAUGUAUCAUCAAGUGCAUCUUCCAGAUGGUUUGAGAAUAAUAAGCAAAUUGAUGAUCAGCAACAGAUUAGGAUAUUUAAUGUUGAUUUCAGGGCACUUUGCAGUAGAUCUGAUUUUCGUAGCCCUUUAUUGGCGGAUACUGGUCGGACAGUGAACGAAGAGAUGGCUUGUGCCGAGGCGAUCCAAGAGAACAACUUUACUCUAGCAGAUGUACUAAUCAGAGUACUAAUCAGCCAAUCAAGAACACUUACAAUUGGAGGAGCAAUGAAGAAAAUGGCGACUUAUUUUGCAGAAGCUUUGUACCAGAAGAUUUACAGAACGAAUCCACAAGAUUUUGUUGAAUCAUCCUAUUCCAAGGAAAAAUUCUUACAUAUAAGCUUCUACGACAGCUACCCCUUACUCAAAUUCACCCACUUCACUGCCAAUCAAUCCAUUUUUGAGGCCUUCGCCGAUUCCAAGAGAAUACAUGUAAUUGAUUUCAGCUUGAAUCAAGGUCUGCAAUGGCCAGCACUUAUGCAGGCACUCACUUUGCGUCCUGGAGGUCCACCGGCUUUUCGGCUUACAGGAAUUGGUGGCUACUCUCAGCCUGAUGAAAGUAGCGAUGCCUUACUGGAAGUUGGUUUUAAGCUCGCCCAAUUUGCAGAGUCAAUUGGUGUAGAUUUUGAAUUCCAAGGAUUCAUGGCCCAUACUUUAGCUGAUCUUGAAGCACCAAUGUUGAAUAUUAGACCCAGUAAUGUGGAAGCAGUGGCUGUGAACUCUGUUUUCAAGCUUCACCGCCUGUUUUCCAUUCCAGGAUCAAUCGAAAAAGUGCUGGAUUUAAUAAAACAAAUACAGCCGAAGAUUGUGACCAUCGCCGAACAAGAAGCGAAUCACAAUGGAAGUGUCUUUACGAACAGGAUUAACGAAGCAUGGCAUUACUAUUCAACAAUGUUCUAUUUGUUGGAGAACUCAGACUCGAUUAAUCCCAAUACUCUAGACUUGGAAAUGGCGGAGCAGUACCUAGGGAGGGAGAUCUAUAAUUUGGUGGCUUGCGAAGGGACUAAGCGAGUUGUGAGACACGAGACGUUUGGUCAAUGGCAAGUGAGGUUUAACUCUGCAAGGUUCAACCUGGUUCCCCCGAGUUCAGAUAAGUACAGACAGGCAGACAUGUUAUUGUACUUGUACGCUAAGGGAAAGAGAUACAAAGUAGAAGAAAAAGAUGGGUGUCUUAUGGUGAGUUGGCAUAGUCGCCCGCUCAUCGCCACAUCUGUUUGGCGCGGCUAUGUCGCCUAGUCUAGGGAGUCGGUCAAUGGGUGAACUCGUUGGACAAAUUUAAGAGAAAACAACUUUCUUUCUUUGGCUGAUGUUAAAAAAAUCUUCUUGUUUGCUAUAACACCUAGCAAUGUGGUCACUUGUUAAUAAGAAUGUAAUCAACGCAUUCUGAAGUGCUUUUUAUUUUGAAUUUGGAAAAUGGUCAAAUAAAUUCUUGUAUUAUCAAAAAUAGUUUAAAUAUACUACUUACAUUAUA